Messenger RNA from Clunio marinus, 1434 nucleotides. NCBI's taxonomy places the organism in Eukaryota, Metazoa, Arthropoda, Insecta, Diptera, Chironomidae. The record is from the annotation of a GenBank genome assembly.
AUGUUUGAAAUUCUAAUAAAAUUAAUUUUAAUUAUAAUUUCUUCAAAUUCUAUCGCAUGUCACGCAUCAAAAUACAAGCAAACUCAUGAAAACUCUCAUGAUGAAAUAUCUCAAGUUAUUGAUCAAUUCUUCUCAACACGGUCAGCAUAUUUUAAUGUAAUCAAAUGUAUCAAAAAUGAUGAUGUAGCAGGAAUGAUCAUUGGAACUUUGCUGUUUAAAACUCAUGGAUCAAUCAGUUAUCGAAUUGAAGAUUGCAAGAAUCUCAAAGAUUCGACUAAAAGAAGAUUCGUGUUGAUAAUCAUGGACCAUCUUAACACCGACCUUAUGAUCGAAGAAUUGACACCGAAUCGUUUUGAUCCAUCGCCAGGUGCAUGGGGAAGAUUAAAACCAAAUGGUGAAGCUGUUGGUGCUUUCCUUAAAAUCGUGGAGAGGAAAUCUGAUUUAAUGAUUGGAUCUCUUACAAGAACUAAAAACAAAAGUUAUUUCAUUUCGUUUUCAUCGGUAAUAACUUUUAAUGGCAUUUUCGUGGUCAUUCCUCCUGGUGCACCGUUCAGUGCAUUUGAGAAGUUGAUUCGACCUUUUGAUAAAUCAGUUUGGAUAUGUUUGAUGAUAAUUCUCUCUCUUGGAUUCUUCAUUGUCAUUGCUGUAGCGCCGAAACCUCGAUCCUUAAUGAGAAAAAUUAUCAUAGGAAAGGAAGUUAAGAUGCCGGCAAUGAACAUAAUUGUGGCACUUGUUGGAGGAUCACAACAUAUUUUACCGAAAAGAUCAACACCGAGAAUACUUUUGAUGUCAUUUUUGCUUUUCUGUUUAGUCAUUCGAACUCUUUACACAGCUGCACUUUUUAAAUUCCUUCAAUCAGAUAACAGCAAACCAACUCUUUCAUCCAUAAAAGAAGUCAUUGAUAAAAAAUUUACGGUCUACGUGGAUCCAACGUACUAUGACAAUUUCUGGGAAAUGAAAAUUCUAAAACGAAGUCAAGUCGUCAACGCCAGCUUAUUUUAUGAUUAUCUGAUGAAAACUUCUGAUCCUAACUUCAAAGGAGUCGUGUUGAUUUUAAUGGAUGAACUUUCGCAUAUUAAUAAGAAAAAUUAUAAAAAAUUCACUUUGAGAGUGCUAAGUGAACAUGUUAUCACUUCACACUCUUGUUGGGCGUUUCCAAAAGAUCAUUUUCUCGUUGAAGCUUUCGAUGAGAAAAUAUUCGCAUUUAGAAAGAAUGGAUUGUUGAAUUUUUUGGCAGGGAAAUAUAUGGAUCCGAAGUAUAUCACUAUAAAAAGACCAAAAAUUGGUCCCAGAAAAUUAAAUCUUGAACAUCUUGAAGGUGGAUUUAAAGUUUGGUUUUGUGGAAUUUUUAGUGCACUUUUUCUGUUUAUACUUGAGAUACACAGCACACUUUUAAUGGAGGCUAUCAAUAGCAGAUCAGAAGAAAAUUGCUAA